AUGGCAGAAGAGGAAGUGAUUGUGUUGAACUUCUGGCCAAGCAUGUUCGGAGCAAGAAUGAUCAUGGCUUUAGAGGAGAAAGAGAUUAAGUUCGAGUACAAGGAAGAGGAUGUGUUUGGUCAGAAGACGGAUCUAUUGCUCCAAUCCAACCCGGUUCACAAGAAAAUUCCAGUUCUUAUCCACAACGGUAAACCGGUAUGUGAGUCCAAUAUCAUACUCGAAUAUAUCGAUGAGGCCUGGAAAGACGAUAAGACUCUCCCUCUACUUCCUUCUGAUCCUUAUCACAAGUCGCAGUGUAGAUUUUGGACCGACUUUAUUGACAAAAAGGUUUUUGACGCUGGAAGAAGAACAUGGACGAAGAGAGGCAAAGAACAAGAAGAAGCGAAACGAGAGUUCAUAGAGACAUUGAAAGUAUUAGAAACAGAGCUUGGAGAAAAGGUCUACUUCGGAGGAAACGAAACCGUUUCGGCUGUGGACUUGGUCCUCAUCUCCUACUAUCCUUGGUUCCCCACGUGGGAGACCAUAGGUGGUUUUAGCCUCGAGGAUCACACUCCCAAGCUUAUGGGUUGGGUCCGUAAGUGCUUGACCCGACCCGCUAUCUCUAAAUCUCUACCCGACCCGCUAAAGAUCCUUGAUCGUGUCUCUCAGAUCAUCAAGGUCCAUGAGUUCUUCUAUGGUUAUUGA
Messenger RNA from Microthlaspi erraticum, 684 nucleotides. The record is from the annotation of a GenBank genome assembly. NCBI's taxonomy places the organism in Eukaryota, Viridiplantae, Streptophyta, Magnoliopsida, Brassicales, Brassicaceae.